AUGGUCCUCCUAACCUCCUCCACCGUCUCGGUGAUCAUCUCCUCCGGCAUCAUCUGCACCUUCACCUUCCUCCUCUUCCUGUCCGGCUACGUCCUCCAACAACAAUCCGUCCGCAACAUCCAACACGCCAUCCGCGCGCCGGAGCUAUCCCCUCACAACGAGGACCAGUCCCUCCUCCUCAACACACCACCAACUCAGCAAAAACCGCUUACCCCUUCAGACCAAGACUCCAUUCCCGCCGCGCAAGGCACCUACGCGUACCUCCAGCUCCUCACCCGCCCAGACCCAAGCCACAUCUGCAGCGCGAUCCUCUUCUUCCACUCGUUAACUGCAGCCCCGGACCCCACAAACCGCACCCGCAUCCAAGACCGACUCUUCAUGUACCCGCGCGAAUGGGACCAGCUCUAUGCCCCAUCCACUCCCUCCCACCCCCCCAGCACCACCAACAGCAAGCAUUCAACCAUAACCCAAGCCCUAACCCACCUCCGCACCGCCGCCCUCGCCAACAGCAUCUGGCUCCUCCCCAUCGACACCUCCUCCCCACCAGGCACACAAACAACAGACACCCAACUCCUCCGCCACGGGCAAAUGCAAUUCGUCAAUUACGACAGCGUCCUCUACCUCCAGACCCCGGGCCUCGUCACCGACGUCACCAACCUCGACGCCGUGCUGCUCUCGCACCCACUCCCCGGAAAACACGAUCCUGCCCGGCCAGACUCGUACAAUAAUCCCGCCUGGAUGGCGGUGCCGUUGCGCCCGGAUCGGGAGAGGGUCUUGCCCGGGGACGGGGCGUAUCUGGUCACUGUGAAUCGGGUGGGGAGUGUCGGGCAGGUGGAGGCGCGGGGGCAUGUGAUGCGGCGGGAGGUUCGGGAUGGUGGGUUUGGGGGGUUGGUUAGGGGGGUUGCUGGGGUGGGUAGUGGUAUUGGGGACGAGGGGGAGGAUACUGGGGCUGGGGUGGGGCCUGGGUAUGUGGUUUUUGAGACGGAGGUGGAUGGGAGGGUUCGGUGGGAGGGGAAUGAGUUGUAUGGGGCGUGGAGGCGCGGGGUGGAGGGGGUUUGUCCGGGGGUUGGGUUUGAGGGGUUUUAUGAGUGA
Molecule: messenger RNA, 1092 nt
Organism: Aspergillus uvarum CBS 121591
Lineage: Eukaryota; Fungi; Ascomycota; Eurotiomycetes; Eurotiales; Aspergillaceae
Exons: 1
Coding region: 1-1092 (363 amino acids)
Source: RefSeq, a predicted model, not a curated record